Myxocyprinus asiaticus (Chinese sucker) is the source of this 915-nucleotide messenger RNA. RefSeq names its product tripeptidyl peptidase I (gene tpp1). Gene Ontology annotation, biological process: proteolysis; central nervous system development. Gene Ontology annotation, molecular function: tripeptidyl-peptidase activity; serine-type endopeptidase activity. The transcript has 8 exons. NCBI's taxonomy places the organism in Eukaryota, Metazoa, Chordata, Actinopteri, Cypriniformes, Catostomidae. The record is from RefSeq and is a predicted model, not a curated record.
AUGAAAUGGGAGUUGAGGUUCAUCUGUUCGCUGUUACAGAAGUACAACAAUUAUUUUCGUUAUCCUGAGGACUGGAUCCUUGUUGAAAGGGUUAGACCUUUGAAAGAAGUGCUCACGUUUGCACUGAAGCAGCAGAAUGUGGAUCAGUUAAAAGAGUUACUGAAACUAGUGUUAGACCCAGAUUCACAACAAUAUGGGAAGAUUCUGAGCUUGGAAGAAGUCACUGCUCUUGUGCAGCCAUCUCAGCUGACUGAGAAAAACUGGCUUCAGAGUAAUGCGGUCAAAAACUGUCACACGGUCGUAACUCUGAACUUUCUUCAGUGUGUCAUAACUGUUCAAGUAGCAGACACAUUACUCCCUGGUACUAAAUUUCACUGCUACAGGAGAGAUGGACACACUCUGUAGAGGUCAACAUCUCUAUACUCAGUUCAUGAAGAUGUCUCACAGCAUCUAGACAUUGGUGAGCUUCACCAUUUUCCACCACAAGGACAGGAUAUCAGUAAAAGCUGGGGAGGAGCUAGACUAUCAGGAAUAGGUUAUCACUUGAGUGUAACCCCCUCAGUCAUCAGGAGUCACUAUAACCUUACAGUAAAAGAUGUGGGCACUGCCGCAAACAACAGGUAGGCAGUGGCACAGUUCUUAGAGCAGUAUUAUGAACCUGCAGACUUGGCUGAGUUUAUGAGUCUGUUUGCUGGGGGAUUCAUGCACAUGUCAGCCGUAGAGCGGGUCGUGGGCACUCAGGGAGGUGGUAAAGCUGGCACUGAAGCCAGUCUGUAUGUGGAAUACAUCAUGAGCAGUGGAGCAAACAUUUCUACAUGGGUCUUCACUGAUCCAGACUUUGUGAAGAGAUCCUCAGGGACUUUAAUACUGAAUGGACCCUGUUGUGAGGGAACUCCAAGAUUGUUUUUCUACUAA